Messenger RNA from Danio rerio (zebrafish), 1760 nucleotides. RefSeq names its product family with sequence similarity 177 member A1a (gene fam177a1a). The record is from RefSeq and is marked provisional. Lineage: Eukaryota; Metazoa; Chordata; Actinopteri; Cypriniformes; Danionidae.
AGGAGGAAGAGCUCGAAGAAAGCAACAGAAAAGGCUGAAGAAGACAUGGCUGAACUGUCACUGUACCUCACAAACGUGAACGUGUCUUUAGGGCAAACUAUGGACACAGAGAAGACUUCAGCUGUGGUGAAAGAGUUUGAAAAUGUUGAACUUGGAGAUCUGGGCAAAAAACAGCCAAAGAUUCCUCGCAGAACAAUCUACUUCGCAAGCGGUGAAACAAUGGAGGAAUUCAGUACCGAUGAAGAGGAGGAGGAAGAAGAAGUGAAGAAAAAGAACAGUAUAAGUACAGUGGAUCCGUCCAAGUUGACCUGGGGUCCAUAUUUUUGGUUUCAAAUGUGGAGAGUGGCGACCUCGACCGUCUCGGUUUGCGACUAUCUUGGAGAGAAAAUGGCCUCAUUGCUGGGAAUCACAACACCAAAAUAUCAGUAUGCAAUUGAUGAAUACUACAGGAUGAAGAAGGAGGAGGAUGAAGAAGAAGAGGAGAACCGCCUCUCUGAAGAAGCAGAGCGACGUUUUGAUGAGCAGCACAAUCAGGAGAACCAACAACCAAAGACGGAGCAACCAGAAGCCACUGCGUCUUUUGUGAACGUGACCUUUGAGCUGGAGCAGGAAUCCCAUGCCAGCCCUGAUGCCGCGAAUAAAGUGCCUGCACCGAUUCCCUCCUAAAAUCCUGAGCGUGUUUCAUGCUUCCACCAUAUUUACUGUAGACUAAAGGCGUGCUAGAUUUCUUUUUUGUGGGACGAAUCUCAUGAAGUUGAACAUGAAGGUAACCUGUCGUAUAUACAUAGCUGACAAUGGCUCUGCUUUUGAACGCAGAUCUAUUUGAAUGAUCGUUUUAUGAAGCCAUACAUAAAAACCUCUCUUAGUCACUACAACAAUUCGCUGUACGUUUGAAUAAUUGUAAACACCUAAAAAGCCUGCUAACACUACAACAAAUGCAUGACUCUUGUCAAUCAAUCUAGAUAAAGAUGCUGUCAGAUUAGUCUUAAAGGGGACCUAUUAUGUAAAAAUCACUUUUGUAAGGGGUUUAAACACAGUGGUGUAGCAACAGUCUGUAAAUAUAUAUAUAACUUCGUAUGGACAAAAUUCAAUUUUUUUCUUAUCACACUUGAUAUAAACAGUCUUUAGAAACACUUUGAUUGACAUUCUCGCUUUGUACAUGUCCGAAGGGCAAAGCCCCUCCCAUUAGUGAUAAUCUCUCCCUCAUUAGCAUAAACAGCCUUGAGGGAGAAGCAGCCAUCCUUAGCUGUUUUAAAUCUGCCACUAAGCUAAAGCAUAAGCAUUUGUAGCUCCGCCCUCUUUUAAAAAGAGCACAAUCUCAUUUGAAUUUAAAGCAACAGUCACCAAAACAGCACAUUUUUGGGCACCCUUGCUCUAGGGACAUAUAGUAUAGAGACUUCUUUUACAUCUUGUGAAAAAUGAGCAUAAAAGGUCCCCUCAAAACAUUUCUGUUACUGAUGAUGUAGUGUUCAAUGAUCAGAAAGGAAAUAUUCUAGGCUUAUUUUUCUAACCAUAUAUUGUUGUUAUGUGAACGCAUUAUUUCAUUAUUUUUGCUGUGAAUGUGCUUUACUCAUUAGAUUUGAGUCUACCCCUGUUACACAAACGAAAACAUUUCAUUUUGGAGACUGUUUAAUUUAUUUGUGUACAAUAAUUUUGUAUUAUGUAGGUGAAAAUGCACCUACCUUUCUAUAAUGUAGGUGAAAGAAAAAUACAGGUUGUUUUUGUACAUAAUAUUACUUAAUAAACAAUUCAGCAUACAA